Rattus rattus (black rat) is the source of this 3942-nucleotide messenger RNA. RefSeq names its product RNA binding motif protein 20 (gene Rbm20). Gene Ontology annotation, molecular function: mRNA binding; zinc ion binding. Gene Ontology annotation, biological process: regulation of RNA splicing. Gene Ontology annotation, cellular component: nucleus. The record is from RefSeq and is a predicted model, not a curated record. NCBI's taxonomy places the organism in Eukaryota, Metazoa, Chordata, Mammalia, Rodentia, Muridae.
AUGGUGCUGGCUGCAGCCAUGAGCCAGGACGCGGAUCCCAGCGGUCCGGAGCAACCCGACAGAGAUGCCUGCAUUGUGCCCGGUGUUCAAGGGCCCCCCGUGCCCCAGGGCCAGCAAGGGAUGCAGCCCCUGCCGCCACCGCUACCGCCACCGCCUCAGCCUCAAUCCAGCCUGCCCCAGAUCAUCCAAAAUGCUGCCAAGCUCCUGGACAAGAACCCCUUCUCCGUCAGUAGCCAGAACCCUCUGCUCACUUCGCCAGCCAGUGUCCAGCUGGCCCAGAUACAGGCCCAGCUCACCCUCCAUCGGCUGAAGAUGGCACAGACCGCAGUCACCAACAACACUGCAGCCGCGACGGUCCUCAACCAAGUCCUCUCCAAAGUGGCCAUGUCCCAGCCUCUCUUCAACCAGCUUCGCCAUCCAUCUGUGCUCGGCACCACACACGGCCCUACUGGGGUCUCCCAGCACGCUGCCACCGUUCCCAGCGCUCACUUUCCCUCAACUGCAAUCGCCUUUUCGCCCCCAAGCCAGGCAGGAGGCCCGGGGCCUUCUGUGAGCCUCCCCAGCCAGCCCCCCAAUGCUAUGGUAGUGCAUACCUUCAGUGGGGUGGUGCCUCAAACCCCUGCCCAGCCAGCAGUCAUUCUAAGCAUCGGGAAGGCGGGGCCGACACCUGCUACUACAGGGUUCUAUGACUAUGGCAAAGCCACCGGCCAGGCCUAUGGUUCUGAGACGGAGGGCCAGCCGGGCUUCUUGCCAGCCUCGGCGUCGGCCGCAGCACCAGGCGGUGUGACCUAUGAAGGGCACUAUAGCCACACAGGGCAGGAUGGCCAAGCCGCCUUUUCUAAAGACUUCUAUGGACCCAGUGCCCAAGGGUCACAUGCAGCAGGUGGGUUCCCAGCUGAUCAGGCUGGGAGCAUGAAAGGAGACGUCGGUGGGCUGUUGCAAGGUACCAACAGCCAGUGGGAGAGGCCCUCUGGGUUCUCUGGCCAGAACAAGGCCGAUAUCACAGCCGGGCCCGGUUUGUGGGCUCCACCUGCCAGCCAGCCUUAUGAACUAUAUGAUCCCGAGGAGCCUACCUCAGACAGGGCCCCUCCUGCCUUUGGAUCUCGACUUAACAGCAGCAAGCAGGGAUUCAGCUGCUCCUGCCGGCGGACAAAGGAGGGGCAGGCCAUGCUGUCCGUGAGGCCCCUGCAGGGUCAUCAACUGAAUGACUUCCGAGGCUUGGCUCCACUCCACCUGCCACAUAUCUGCAGCAUCUGUGACAAGAAGGUGUUUGACCUGAAGGACUGGGAGCUACAUGUGAAGGGGAAGUUGCAUGCCCAGAAAUGCCUGCUCUUCUCAGAAAGUGCUGGCCUCCGGAGUAUACGUGCUACGGGAGAAGGGACGCUGUCUGCCUCUGCAAACAGCACAGCUGUUUAUAACCCCACUGGAAAUGAGGAUUAUACCUCAACUCUUGGAACGUCAUAUGCAGCCAUUCCAACAAGGGCCUUUGCUCAAUCAAACCCCAUGUUUCCUUCGCCUUCCUCUGGGACGAGUCAGUUUGCACAGAGGAAAGGUGCUGGACGAGUGGUGCACAUCUGCAAUCUCCCGGAGGGCAGCUGCACGGAGAAUGACGUCAUCAACCUGGGGCUGCCCUUUGGCAAGGUCACUAAUUACAUCCUCAUGAAGUCAACUAAUCAGGCUUUCUUGGAGAUGGCUUACACAGAAGCUGCCCAAGCUAUGGUCCAGUACUACCAAGAAAAGCCCGCGCUUAUCAAUGGCGAGAAGUUACUCAUUCGGAUGUCCACGAGAUACAAGGAGUUGCAGCUGAAGAAACCUGGGAAAAAUGUGGCUGCUAUCAUCCAGGACAUCCACUCCCAGAGGGAGAGGGACAUGCUCCGGGAAGCUGACAGAUAUGGUCCAGAGCGACCACGUUCUCGAAGUCCAAUGAGCCGAUCGCUCUCCCCGAGAUCCCACAGUCCUCCAGGCCCCUCUCGGGCUGACUGGGGCAAUGGCCGUGACUCCUACGCAUGGAAGGACGAGGAUCGCGAGACCGUGCCCAGGAGGGAGAACGGGGAAGACAAGAGGGACAGGUUGGAUGUUUGGGCACAUGACCGGAAACACUAUCCCAGGCAGCUGGACAAAGCCGAGUUGGAUGAGCGACUCGAAGGAGGGAGGGGCUACCGGGAAAAGUACUUGAAGUCAGGGUCCCCCGGCCCACUCCAUUCUGCGUCUGGCUACAAAGGCCGGGAAGAUGGCUACCAUCGAAAAGAGCCUAAAGCUAAGUUGGACAAACACCCAAAGCAGCAGCAGCAGCAGGAUGUGCCAGGAAGAUCCAGGAGGAAAGAAGAGGCGCGACUGCGGGAGCCCAGACACCCUCACCCAGAGGACUCUGGCAAGGAAGAGGAUCUGGAGCCCAAGGUCACUCGGGCCCCCGAGGGUACCAAGUCCAAGCAAAGUGAGAAAAGUAAAACCAAGAGAGCCGACAGAGACCAAGAAGGAGCUGAUGACAAAAAAGAAGGCCGAGUGGCAGAGAAUGAGGCUGGGACUGAGGAACAGGAAGGCAUGGAAGAGAGCCCCACAGCGGUGGGCAUACAGCAGGAAGGGACAGAGUCCUCUGAUCCAGAAAACACAAGGACAAAGAAGGGACAAGACUGUGACAGUGGAAGUGACCCUGAGGGAGACAGCUGGUACCCCACCAACAUGGAGGAGCUGGUCACAGUGGACGAAGUAGGGGAGGAAGACUUCAUCAUGGAACCAGACAUACCAGAGCUGGAAGAAAUCGUGCCCAUCGACCAGAAAGACAAAAUCCUCCCCGAAAUAUGUCCCUGUGUAACAGCCACCUUAGGUUUGGACUUGGCCAAAGACUUCACCAAGCAGGGAGAGACCCUAGGGAACGGAGACGCAGAACUCAGCCCGAAGCUGCCGGGACAAGUGCCGUCUACUUCCACAAGCUGUCCCAAUGACACGGACAUGGAGAUGCCUGGCCUAAAUCUGGACGCUGAGCGGAAGCCAGCUGAAAGCGAGACAGGCCUCUCACUGGAGGUCUCAAAUUGCUACGAGAAGGAGGCAAGAGGAGCGGAGGGCUCAGAUGUGCGUCUGGCCCCUGCAGCCCAGCGAAUGUCCUCCCCUCAGCCAGCAGAUGAGAGGGCCCGGCAGUCCAGCCCUUUUCUCGAUGACUGCAAGGCCAGGGGGUCCCCAGAAGAUGGGCCUCGUGAAGUCAGCCCCCUGGAAGAAAAAGCCAGCCCCACUACUGAAAGCGACCUCCAACGCCAGGCUUGCCAAGAAAACUCCAGGUACACGGAGACGAGAUCUCUGAACGCGAGAUCACCAGAAUUCACCGAAGCAGAGCUGAAAGAGCCCCUUUCUUUGCCUUCCUGGGAACCAGAGGUGUUCAGUGAACUUAGCAUUCCUCUAGGAGUGGAGUUCGUGGUUCCCAGGACUGGCUUUUACUGCAAGCUGUGUGGCCUGUUCUACACAAGCGAGGAGGCGGCCAAAGUGAGCCACUGCCGCAGCACUGUACACUACAGGAACUUACAGAAGUACCUGUCCCAGCUGGCAGAGGAGGGACUGAAGGAGACAGAGGGGGCAGACAGCCCAAGCCCCGAGCGCAGCGGGAUUGGUCCACACUUGGAAAGGAAGAAACUAUGAUACCGAGGCUGCCACCGUCUCUGGAAGGUGGAUGGGAAGCCUGCUGAGCUAAGGCCAGCCUGGCCUCAGGGACAGAACUGAGACCAGAGAAGAAGGAGAGCCAGGCAGGACAUGCUGCCUGGGCUUGUUCUGGGAGAUGAGAAGAACACCUUGAAGCCUCUCCAGGAGCUGGCUCCCCCUUCCGGGCCCAGCCACCAAGGGUGACCAGCUUCCCAUGGCCUCCUGAUUCCUUCAGUCUGUUUUUCCUCUCUCCCUCUCACUAUCCCUUCUGUGCCAAAGUUUAUUUCCUUUUCAUAAAACCCAACUUCUCAGGGA